Messenger RNA from Diachasmimorpha longicaudata, 3296 nucleotides. RefSeq names its product sialin-like. The record is from RefSeq and is a predicted model, not a curated record. Gene Ontology annotation, biological process: transmembrane transport; monoatomic anion transport. Gene Ontology annotation, cellular component: membrane. Lineage: Eukaryota; Metazoa; Arthropoda; Insecta; Hymenoptera; Braconidae. Gene Ontology annotation, molecular function: transmembrane transporter activity. The transcript is spliced from 9 exons. The coding region runs from base 901 to 2265 and encodes 454 amino acids.
CCGACGAGUGAGUCCAUCGUCGUUAGUCUCAAUGUGUUGACGUUUUUUAAAUAACUGAAUGUGAUGUUAAUGUACGAGAAAGACUGAAGUUACUGGGAAAAAUCUCUCAGUCAAAUGAACUUGAGAGAAUAGACGGAAUUAACCGUGCGACAAAUUGUAUUUGUAUUUUGAGAUAACGUGCGAUGGUAGCGUUGAAAUUAUUCUUCAAAUCAAAUAUUGUUCACAUGGCGCCGAAUUACGCAAGAUUUACUAAUGGGAAAUUCUGUGCAGUGAAGUGGUGAUUUAAAUUAAAUUGAGAAGAAUUUAUUUGAAAGGAGGGGAAGAGGAGAGGGGGAUGUGAGGAGAUUAAAGGGUGGUAGGAGGUGAUUUGUUAAGGCGAGAGAAAUUGCCCUCAUCAGCAGUCUACUAAAAAAAUUAAUUAAUCAACUCAAGUUAAUUGAAUUAAUGAAAUUUUUUGUUUAUAAAUGAUUUUGCCUCGAAAAUUGCCCCCACCCACGUGAGAAAAUUCCUUUUUAAUAUUUUUAAAAAUUAUUAGAGUUAAGUACCAGUCUUAAAUAAAUUGUUAGUGUUGAGAAUGAUUUGUAAUUAACGAUUUUCACUCGGAACAUCGUCUUCCGGGAUUUAUUAAUGAAUUUUACGUUUGAAAAAAAUUCGAGUGCAGUCGCCUGCGCUUCCAAAUUUGAGGGACAGUUUUGAUUUUAAAUUUGGAAGGUUUUGGGGAUGAGGUUGUAAGGAGGUUGUGACGUCUGUAUAGCGGCUGUGAGAGCCCGCCACAUCGUCGCCGGUCUCGUGGGAGUGGGAUUCGCUCUCUGCGGUGCCGUGGAAGUGAGUUCGUCGGUUGCUCUGCUGGCGAAUCUUGAAGACAAUCAUGCGAUCAUCGAUACUUCCUGGCAUUGCGACAUGCUGGUCAACAUCAGCAGUCGAAAUCGCACGGAGGACGUGCAGAUCAUCGCCUUUGAGCUCCUGCCAGUCGAGAGGAUCGAAUCGAACAUGCGAGAGGCAUUUCUCUGGGGCCAGGUAGCGGGCCCAAUUCUGGGGGGCACACUAGUCUGGGGACGUUCCGGGCCCUCGAUGGUCUUCUCCAGGGCUGUUCUCAGCGCCUGUCUAGCUUCACUUCUCGUUCCAGCGGCGUGGAAGGGCCCAUCACAUGUGGCACUUCGAUUAUUCCAGGGACUGUGCACCGGUGCGACGAUGCCAGCUGCCCACAUGUUCGCUAUGACCUGGUUCAAAAGUAAUCAUCGGAGUUGGUAUUUUAGUUGUUACGCAGCUGUCAGUGUGGGAUAUUGCCUGACCGGUUGGAUAGGCACUGCAGUGGUUCGAUCAUUCGGAAGGGACUCCCUUUGCUAUGGUCUGGUACUCAUAGCUCUCUGUUGGUAUUUCACCUUUGGCCAUUUUGUCAAAGAUACACCCAAGUCCUACCAGCAUGACACAAACGCGGCUGUGAUACCAUGGGGAAAAUUGUUGCGUUCAGUACCAGUCUGGGCGUCAGCAGUCGCUACAAUGGGUAAUCAGUGGGGUGAUGCCACUCUCUCACUGGGUAUGACCAAGUAUCUCAAGCUCAUUUACGGUUUCUCAACUGCAAACGACUCGGUGCUGACUACUCUGCCCCACAUUGGACACUUUAUGGCUGCUCUCAUGUGCGGAUUACUGGUUGAUCAUGUGAGGGAGGCAAAAAUAGUCUCCACAACGACUGCGAGGAAAUUAGUGGUUUACACUGCGCAUUUCAUACCGGCGGCUCUUCUAUUCGUCGCCGGUUACGCAGGAUGUCAGGCGUUGGGUGCGGCCUGGCUGGGAAUAGCUGCACUUCUCGUCUCAGGAACAGCUCCAGCUGGGGCCUUAGCCGCAAUAGCUGACCUCGCACCCGCUGAAUCUCCCGCAUGUGCAGCAGCGGCGUGUGCCCUGUGCUCUACACUAGGUGCGGCUGGUCUUCUCGCUGCCAAUUAUUUCGUCACGCAGGCACUUCACGGAUCGAUCGCCGGCUCCUGGCGGCUGGUCUUCGGCGUCGCGUCGCUGGUCCUCCUGAUAACCGCCGCUGUCUUCCUCGCCCUCGGCAAGGGCGUCCCCCAGCCCUGGAUACCCUCCGUCGCCCGGCCACGCAGUCACGACGUUAUUUACGAACAGGACGCCCUUGAACUGGAUUACGAAGAUGUUGGUGUGCAGACUGAGCCGUACGAUCUCUACGACGUGGAGGACAUCGACAGUUUGAACGAGGUCCCACGGCCGUCCUUACUCACCUCGAAGCACUCCGUCGAGUCGGCAAACUGAACUGGAGAUGUUACCGGGAGUCAUUAAAAUUUAUUAUUCAUCCUGCGGAAGUGAUGGGAUGUUACAUGGACAGGAACAGGCUCUUCCCACUCGUGAGAAAUAUAUUUAUCGUAUCGACGCCGAGACGUUCGAAGCAAUAACUCCAUCAGCGAUGUUACGCAAAAGGAUUCUCAUUCGGCUAAGUAGAGUAGACAGUAAUUAUGGGACGUUAUUUUCCAAUCGCCAGUGAUUUUUCUCGUGUCCGCGAAUUAACGCGAAUCUUGUCCCGAUUUCACUUUUAAAUAUUUCUGAACCGAAAAAAAACCGGAAGUAAAUGACGCAGAAUGUAAUUACAUCACUAACGAGGUGGCUAAUUGGGUUAAGAAAGUCAAUAGAUUGAAGUGAAUUGAUAAUUUUUUCGAGAGCCGAAGAAAAUGGAAAAUUCCGAAAUAUUUUAGGAUCUAAUCGGUCAAGUCUCGAAUUAAUUUGCAAACAUGACAGUGAGUGGCCCAUUUGCCGGAGAAUGUCCCACCUGUGUUUUUGUUAAUCAAUAAUUAAUCGAUCGACACUCAGUGAUGGAGUUCUCGGUGAUCUACGACUGUUUUAUCUCGAUCUCGAUGGACAAGUGGAAUUUUUCAAAGAUACGAAGUGAUUCACAGCUGCAGAAAUUUAAAUAUAGAACGUUCUUUAUGAAGUAAACGGUGUCGUAUCUCGAUUGAAUGAUUCUCUAUUAACAAAAGCAAUGUAACAUUCCUCGUGACCGAUCUAUUUCAUUAAACAUAGAGUUACAUUAGAAAAAAGUAAACUAAAUUGAAAUUAAAUUAAAUUAAAAUGUCAUUUAGUUAUUUCGUAUUCUUUAAAUUAAUAUGUCUAGGUAAAUACAUAACGCAUAAUAUGUUAAUAUUAUUAUUUUUUAUUAUUUUAACAAAUCGACGAGGUCGAGGUCUCGGACUGAUCGAGUUGGCAUGGAAUGUCCGAGAGGUGUAAUUUCUAGGAAAUUCCAGAAAAUUGUUAAAUUGAUAAUUAAAACCGUCGCUGGUGUAUUUCGAUUA